This is a messenger RNA of Sorghum bicolor (sorghum), 1732 nucleotides long. RefSeq names its product glycine-rich protein DOT1. Lineage: Eukaryota; Viridiplantae; Streptophyta; Magnoliopsida; Poales; Poaceae. Gene Ontology annotation, molecular function: metal ion binding. The coding region runs from base 411 to 1367 and encodes 318 amino acids. The record is from RefSeq and is a predicted model, not a curated record. Gene Ontology annotation, biological process: regulation of defense response to fungus. The transcript is spliced from 3 exons.
AUAAUAUCAGCGCACUAUUAGCAGCAGCAGCAGAUGAAUUCAACAGCUUGUCGAUGGCUGUGCCUCUUUGGAAAGGGAUGGCGAUUUGAGGGAGGCCAGCCAAAGCUAAGAGCAAUCGAGAGCGUCACGGCGCCAGCCAGCCUGCCCUUCCCUGCCAUGCUCAAUCAUCUGCUGGUGCUGGUGGUGUGGUGUCUCAACAAAAGCGAGUGAGCCGAGCUGAGAAGGGCAGGCUGCACACACACAACCAACCCACACUACCCACUGCCCACCGCCCUCCUUCCCCUCUCUGCCCUUAUCUCUUCUUCCUCUCUUCCUCGUGCAGCAGCAACAAAGGUGGCAGGCAGAUCAGAGCUGAUAUCUUUGCUCAACCGUCCAUAGCAGCCAGCACAAGAACCAAAGUUUGCAUUCAGAUGUCGACGGUUGUGAUGAGAGUGGAUCUUGAGUGCGAAAAGUGCUACAAGAAGAUCAGGAAGGUCCUCUGCAAGGUCCAAGACAAAGUGAGCAUCAGGACCAUCUCCUACGACGAGAAGAACAACACGGUGACGGUGUCCGGGCCCUUCGACGCCGAGGAGGUCGCCGACAGGCUCACCUCCGACGCCGGCAAGGUCAUCACCGACAUACACGUCGUCGGGGGAUUCGGCGGCUUCGCCUUGGGCGGCGGCGGCGGAGGGAAGCAGAAGCACGGCGCCGCCGCCGCCACCCCAGGCAAGGCGCCCAAGACAGGGAAGGCUAACGGCAACGGCCACGGCCACGGCCAGGGCAAGGGACAUGGCCAUGGCGGGCACGGCGGCGGUGGAGGCCAUGGUGGUCAUGGCGGUGGAGGCCACGGUGGCGGCAAGCCGGAGAAGAAGCACGUCAAGUUCGACGACCUGGACUUGGACAUGGACGACGACGACUUCGACCUGGACGACAUGGACGAGCCGGUCGGCGGCCGCAACGCGCACAGCGGGCACGGGCACGGGCACGGGCACGGGAACGGCGGCGGCAAGCCGCAGAUCAUUAGGACAACAAACACCCCCAUCGCGGCGCGGCUGGAGGCGCCCCGCACGGGCCCGGCGAUGUCGAUGGCCACCGCGGCGCCCGUGAGGAUGCCGAUGCCGGCGAUGGGGCCAAUGCCGCAGCAGCAUGGGCACCAUGCCCAAGGCAUGGGCGUGCCGUCCAUCUGGCCGGCGGCGGCCGCCCCCGAGUGGGGCUACAGCACGCAGCCGUACGGCAGCUACAGCGGCCCGCCUGCUGGAGGGUACUACGGCGGCGCGUACGGCGGCGCCGCCGGGCACUGGCCGUACGGCGGCGGCUACGGCCGGAACCCGUACGCGCAGCAGCAGUACUACGAGGAAGAGCCCAGCGCUGGGUGCAGCGUCAUGUGAUGUCAUCGAUCGGCUCCGCUCCGCGACAUCGUGUCGGACAUGCGCUGCUCGUGUCCACCGUACGUAAAAUUACUCCUAGUGCCACUGUGUUAGUAUAUAUGUAUAUGUACAUGUAUAUUAGGGUGUGUUUUGGUUUUUUGCUUUGGUUCAUGUGUUGGCGAGUACGACGUACGUACUAUUUUGUUUGUGUGUUUUUGGAGAGGUUAUAAAGUUUGUCACAAGUGAGUGUUAUGGUAGGGGUGAGUUUAGUAGGAGGAUGAAGCUCCCUCUCCUGUGCAAAUCUGGGAAGAAUACGUAUGCUACUCUUAUGAUCUUGUACUGUACUCAGUUUGUCUGUAAUUUAUGAGACGAAUCUUUUAAAUUUA